CUAACGACAUAAACUUGCAAUGUUACACCAUCAAGUUAUUCAGACCCACCUUAGGCUGAAAGCACGCCAUUUGAUCCCUGAUUGGAUACUGGGAUCCGUCUCAUGGCAACCACGUGGCUGUUAGAAACAUGUCAACUAAUGGAAAUAAUAUCAAAAAGCUACGAUAAAGACAUAAAAUGGCUUUGAUAAGGAAGAUCUCUUCGCUCCCGACAACAGUGUUACAGAUACAUAAGAAGUGUUUAAAACUGGUCGUCGGAGCAAUUGGGCUGGAUUGUUAAACACUCAGAUAGGAUUUGAAGGCUCAAGACAUUGGUGUGCAGCUUCAAUAUGGGUGUCGUUUCUUGGGUUGCAAACGUAACCCGCUGGUAUCCUCGGGAUAUGCCACGAGAUGAGCGGAGACUGGUCUUCAAACUCGACUGGAUGGUAUUGGCUUACGCAUGCCUUGCCUUUUUCACAAAAUACUUGGAUGUUUCGGCACUUUCUAAUGCUUACGUUUCCGGCAUGAAGGAAGACCUCCAAUUAACUGGGAAUAAGCUGAAUUACAUCAGUGCUGCUUAUGAGGUUGGUUACGUGGUUUUCCAAAUCCCAAGCAAUCUCCUUGUGACUAGGAUUCCGGCUCAAUAUUAUCUUCCUUCAUUCGAGAUAUUCUGGGGUUUAUUCACCCUCGGAACUGCCUUUGUUACCAGUUACAAGCAGCUGGUCGUUCUGAGGUUUUUUGUCGGCCUCAGUGCUACCUCUUGCUAUAUAGGAUGCCUGCACGUGGUCAACUCAUGGUACAAGAAAUCCGAGCUAGGUAGGCGCAAUGCCUUAUUCUGGAUGGCCAACCCCAUAGCAACCAUGUUUGGCGGAUAUCUCCAGGCUGCUGCGUACAAAAACCUGGACGACCGCCACGGCUUACAAGGAUGGAGAUGGCUUUUCGUCAUUUGUUCAAUCAUCACGAUACCCAUUGCCCUACUAGGAUUUUUCGUUUUCCCCGAUAUCCCCGAACGAACCAAUACUCGCUGGCUCACAGAUGCGGAGAAAGAUCUCGCUCGUACACGCCUCGAAGGAAACGGUUUUAAGGCUUCUCGAGGGAUCAACCGCACACUGUUGAAACGGGUGUUCCGGAGAUGGGAAACCUAUGCAUUUGCAGCCCUGGGCGGGUGGACUGGCAUUCUCAGCUACGGUGCCAGCACGCCGUUUUUGCUCUGGCUCAAGUCGCAGCCGCACAAGUAUUCUAUUCCCAAAGUCAACACGCUGGGCACAGUGACAUCUGCCAUCUCCGUCGCGUCCGCUUUGUUGGUUGCCUUUUACUCCGACAUCACUGGCAGACGAUGGGAUUCCGCCCUCCUCGCGGGCUUCCUCAUGCUUUUUACGAACUCGGUCUUGGCCGGGUGGACCGUCCCCUACGGACUCAAAUUUUUCUCUUACAUUUUGCUCGGAGCCUGCCAUGGCGUGCAGCCUUCUAUUAUCACAUGGACGGCAGAGACGCUUUCCGAUGACAUGGAGCUGCGUUCCAUCAUGAUUGCAGUCGAGAAUGUCGUUGCCGAGAUUAACUAUCUCCUUGUGCCUUUGGCAGGCUUCCAAGUGUCCAAGGCACCUAGGUUCAGGGGUGGUUUUAUUUGGAGCGCAGCAACAACUGCACUGUGGCUGAUCCUCUGUGGAGCUAUUACGUUGAUCCAACACCAAAAGCGAACCGCCUCCUCGACAACGGACGAGCCUGAGAAUCCACCACCACCAAUUGACGAGACCGACAACAAAGAAAUCGACGAUACUGGCAGUGAUGCAGAGACUAAAACUCAAAGCAAAAACGCGCCAGUGGUUACCGUUCAGGAUAGCCAUAACUCCUGAACUUCAAAGGCCUGUGGCCCUGUGAGGCCGUGUCAUUUUCUCAGACCUCUAGACCUCUACAUAUACCUUAUAUACCAUACCU
This is a messenger RNA of Xylona heveae TC161, 1912 nucleotides long. RefSeq names its product pantothenate transporter. The transcript is spliced from 9 exons. The coding region runs from base 328 to 1830 and encodes 500 amino acids. NCBI's taxonomy places the organism in Eukaryota, Fungi, Ascomycota, Xylonomycetes, Xylonales, Xylonaceae. Gene Ontology annotation, biological process: transmembrane transport. Gene Ontology annotation, molecular function: transmembrane transporter activity. The record is from RefSeq and is a predicted model, not a curated record. Gene Ontology annotation, cellular component: membrane.